Trypanosoma theileri is the source of this 405-nucleotide messenger RNA. RefSeq names its product putative retrotransposon hot spot (RHS) protein. NCBI's taxonomy places the organism in Eukaryota, Euglenozoa, Kinetoplastea, Trypanosomatida, Trypanosomatidae. The annotation marks the transcript as partial. The record is from RefSeq and is a predicted model, not a curated record. The transcript has a single exon.
AUACAAACGACAACUGCCAAAAGACAUGAAACUACAGUUACUGCAGUAAUUGAAUUCAAUAAAUAUCUUAAAAAUUGUUUUUCUGACUGGACUGAUGUUUCCAAGAAAGUAUCGUGGGAGAUCAUUUACAUACAACCCUACGACACUGAUGAGAGGAGACGAAUAAAAGAAUGGCAAGGAUGCACUUUGAACGAAUCAGGAAACUAUAAUCUCGAGCAACAGGAGGUUACUGCCAAAUUCUGGAGUGAAAAGGUAAAUCAGUAUCAGGUGAAUUUGUCUUUAGGAAUGGCAGUACGCCUCGUGGAGGCUUUGGAGAGGGUGCGUAAAGAAGAAAAACUAUCUAAAAUCGAAGACUUGAUACAAAUAAGAAGGCAGGAAGUGCAUCAAGAAGUCAAUUUCAACUGA